CUUGCAGCGGUGCAUUAUGGGAUACAACAAGUGUAACCGCAGUGCUAAUUCGGACAUAACAGCGAGUAAAUAUAGAAUUAAACGUUUUCUCUAGUGGUUACGGUGUCAGUAAACUUAUGGGCUAUUAAAUGUUUUAAUUCGUCACUAUGUCAACGAAAGCGGAAUACAGGGUCUCCAGCUCCACGUCCAGAACAGAAGAAAGGAGGAGAUCAAGGAGCAGAGAACGAGAAAAAAGGAAGAGGAAGCAAAGCCGUGACAGAUCUUCCUCCUCAUCCUCCAGUUCCUCGUCUUCGUCCUCAUCGUCGUCGCCCUCUUCAGGUUCGUCGCGUUCCUCCAGCAGCAGUCGGAGCAGCUCGAGCAGCAGCGACUCUCGCAGUAAAUCCAGAAAACAGUCAAAGAAAAAGAAAAAGGAGAAGCACAAAAAGAAAGGAAAGCGAGAAAAGAGGCAUAAGCACAAAAAGGACAAGAAAUCUAAAGGAAGAGAGAACUCUGGACCUGUUCAGAUCUCUAAGUAUUUGAAGGACAAAGAAAAAGGCAAGUACAGCAUGAUUUCAGGGAAGAAGAUAAAGAUGAAAGUAAAGAAGUCCAAAAAAGACAAGCAGAUGGAUAAAAACCGAGCGGAACUGCUUGAAUUCCUAAACUCUACCCUGUGAUGCCUGUGGACGCCUCUCCUGUCGGACUUGUCAGCAGAACUCAGGAAGCAACAAGUUUUACUUUCUAGAAGAAGAAACGAAUCCGUUUUCUAACAGGAAGUAGAAAAAGGAGUGACUUUUAUCACCACAGAGGGGCAGCAGCGAGCUGGACUGAGCUGGGAAGACACAUCCAGUCCAUUAGCAGGUGAUUAUCUUCAGGUCAGUCUCAUAGUCUUUAUGUCAGGAGUUUUCUUUGUGAUCAGAUUAGACAUUAAAUUUUGUGACUUACCUGCUGUCAACUCUGCUUCUGGGUGAAACGUGUUACGCCUUUAAACAACUUAUCCACCAGUUUAGACUCACAAUGAAACCACCGUCGUCCAAAAUGCAAAUCAGCCCCCAUGCAGUCUGUCCUUCAUGUCUUCAGUGCUGUAAGAGGUUCCUGUUGCUCUGAGUUUCAUGUGGAAAUGUCGAUUCUUUAUAAAAGUAAUUGGACAACCAACAUCUGAGGAUGUUUUUUCCUCUAAAAGAAAGAGCACUUCCCAAGAUUAUUCAACUAACUUUAAUGCGAGAUGUUCCAUAAAGUUCUCAAUACUUGUUAAA
Nematolebias whitei (Rio pearlfish) is the source of this 1232-nucleotide messenger RNA. RefSeq lists its product as uncharacterized. NCBI's taxonomy places the organism in Eukaryota, Metazoa, Chordata, Actinopteri, Cyprinodontiformes, Rivulidae. The transcript is spliced from 7 exons. The record is from RefSeq and is a predicted model, not a curated record. The coding region runs from base 147 to 653 and encodes 168 amino acids.